AUGGAAGUGCUUAAUAUGAGAGAGUACUAUUUAGAUACUGAAAUUGGCAAUAAUCUGAGAGAGUCUAGGUAGAGAACUCUUUCAUAUCAAUCUAAGUCUAAUGUCUCAGUAGACUUACAUCAUUUUAGCAGUCACAUGAUCGUUUAGAGAGGAAAUAGGACUGAGAAAAGGAAUAAUAGAAUGAACAAAAGACUUUCACAUUCUAAGAAUUCCUCUUAGUUCAAAAGAGAAUAAUAGUUGAAGUUGCAAGAGCUUAAAUCAAAAGAAAAUCAGCUUAAGAAUAGUUUCAUAGAUAAUUUGAAAUUUCAUCUGGAAUAGUUCAUUCAAGAGAAAAUUGAGAAUAGUUUAAAAAGGAAAAAGUUUAUGAAAUCAGACUAGCCAUCUCCUAGAUAGUAGUCCUAGGACUAGUCAGAUAUAUAGACAAAUAAAUAGGUACAGGAGUAAAUUAGAUAAGUUAGAAAAAUGUAAAAAAUCAAUGGAAUGUCUCCCUGCUCUUCUAGAAAAUCAUCAACUAGCUAGAGGAAAAAAUAAUGUCAAUCUGAGCGAUAAUAGGAUAAAGUUAGUUACCAAUUUGAGCAAGAUGAUGAGAAUUUGGUAUUAGAGAUUAAAAUGAAAGUAGGUCAGGCUUAGAAGAAGACUCAGUUUAUGUGUGAAUUGCUGAAUCUAAUAGAUAAGUACGAAAUUAAUCAAAACAAUCAGUAAAAUAAAUAGGAAAGUUCUAAAUAUGAUACUCCUCAGGUUAAAGGACAUCCAUUUAAAAGAGCAAAUAAAAAUCCUAUAAAUCUGAUGUCUCCUCCUAAUAUUGGUAGCCCCAGUAGACUAUUAGACGAUGAAAUGCCAUAAUAGUCUAUAAAGUAAAACCGAUUGAGCUUCAAUAAUGCUUUCAUUAAUUAAUGCAUAUCAAAUUAGUCUUCAUCAAGAGAGAGAAUAAUGUCUGAUCUUAUAAAUUCCCCACCUAAACCAUAUAUUGAGGAUAAACAAGCAUUUUUCAGCUAAGAUGGAUCUUAGAAGUAUUUAUAGAAAUCGGUGAAGUUUGAUUAAGAAUACGAUACACCUUCUCCACCAUAUAAACCUAGAUUAUAGAUUGAAAAAUAAACAGAGUAGAUUUACUUACAGACACAGAAUGAUAUAAUGUCCCCAAGAGCAUUGAAUGAACCUUUGCCUUAGUUCCUAAAAUGCUAAGGUGAUAGGAAAUUAGUUAUUCAGUAUAGAACGAACUUCAAAAACUUGAAAAGGCCCCUAUAAGAGGAGCAGCUGAUCUCAUAAGCAUUUGGUUAUUUUCUAUCUAUUUACGAUUAGGAAAUGCUGUAUCAGAUAGAAAAAUCCUAUCCUGCAAAAAUGUGGAAUACUUUACAAAGCUAAAUCUACAAUAAGUAUGAUGCAGAUGAUCUUCAACUCAUAUUCAUAUAAAUCAAGCAGAUCAUAGAUAGCAAUAACUUCAAUAAAAAACUUUUACCCACGAUAAAGAAUUUGAUUAAACUAAAUCUUAAUAUCUUGAAUAAACAUGGUUAAACUUUGUACAACUUUCUUCAGGCUUCUGUUAACUAUAUGAAUGUAAGAUAACCAAUAUUAAUCAUCAUACUUUUCUAGUUUGUGUAAUAAAACUUCAAAGCUGAAUUAAUUCAAAACAUCAAUAAUGGUGACUAAUUAUAGCAAUAAAAGACUGAUGAUGAGCAGCCGAUAGUGUCCCCCAGAAUUAAUAGAAUGGAAGUCGGUGCUGUCUGGGGACAGAGUCGAAAGAACAGCAUGCACAGUUCUUAGCAAUCAAAACGCAGCAAUGACUCAAAAUUUAAUCAUAAUAACCUUCACAAACCCGCUGAAUGGAAUAUAUGCACUCAUCCAAACCAAAUUCACAUUAGAAAUGAAAACUCCCAGCAGAGAAAUCAAACUUAGAAAUUUUCACUUGCCAAAUGUAAAAGAGUAGAGUUGUAAUUAUGA
Stylonychia lemnae is the source of this 1938-nucleotide messenger RNA. NCBI's taxonomy places the organism in Eukaryota, Ciliophora, Spirotrichea, Sporadotrichida, Oxytrichidae. The record is from the annotation of a GenBank genome assembly.